UUGGCGGCGGCGGCUCCCCGGAGGCGGCCCGGCCGGCUCCCCGCACACAGGCAGGGCUUCCCCUGCGCCGGGCGAGCAGCCCCCCGCAAAGUUUGGGGUUGGAUCCAGGGGGAAGGAGGGAGCCCGGAGCCAACUUGUCCCAAAUCGCCGCCGAUCCGCGGUUGGAACUGAAAUCUCCCAGCCCCGGUUUAUUUUUGCUGAUUAAAGGGACGGACCUUGGUCCUGCGGUUGGGUGGCUGUUCAGCCUCCAACUCGCUCUGUGCCAUCCCCUUUCUCCUUCCUUUCUUCCUCCUCCUGCCCACACCAUGGAGUUUACUGAGAGGAAGAGGAGUAGGAAAUCCCAAAGCUUUAAACUGAUCAACCAAGAUUAUCAUCACGAGGUAUAUAAGAUCUCUGACUACAGCAAUGAUGUUAAUGGGGAGACCAAAGAAACUCAAUCGGCUUUUUUAGGAGAUGAAAGCCGGGAAAUUAAAAAACAAAUUACAGGGAUGAGAAGAUUACUGAAUGACAGCACUGGAAGAAUCUAUCAGCGAGUUGGCAAAGAAGGAGAAAAACUGAAGGAAGAACCUCAGGAUUUAGAUCUAGCAUGGGCCCAGCGUCUGACUGCCCUGGCGGACUCCCAGGCGAGCCUCCAUCCUUCUCAGAAUGGUGCAUGGACUGAAGUGUCAUCUCAAGCUAGCCAUUUUUCAGGGCAAUAUGGGACUCGGUCAAAAAGCUUCCAAAGUGAAACAAGAUCUGUAGGAUCCAAUGGAGAACAUCCAGGGGUCAGUUCAUCAGUUGGACCGAACUGUUGUACUUGUAAUUGCCAGUCAACUUUGCAGGCCAUUCUCCAAGAGCUGAAGACCAUGAGAAAGUUAAUGCAGAUUCAAGCAGUUUGCACCCAAAACAGACAGCAGCCUCCGAUCCCCCUGAUCUGUGCACAGAAGUCAACAAUAUCAAGAAAGAGAAAUAAAAAGAAAAAAUUGCCCCAAAAGACUCAUGAGCCCAUUAAUGUGAAUAAGAAGCCCAGCACUGUGGAGAAGGAAAAGAAACUGUCAGCAAACUCUGAAAGAUCCAGCCUGCAAGCAGCUGAACAUACAUUAAAGCCGGAGACCCAUGUUUCAGGAUUUGGUAUCAUUCUUGAAUCAUCUUCCUCAGAUCCAGAAGUGCAACUUGCUGAAGGCUUUGAUGUCUUUAUGCCCAAAUCUCAGCUAGACUCUAUAUUAUCAAACUAUACUCGCUCAGGAAGCCUGCUGUUUAGAAAGCUGGUGUGUGCAUUUUUUGAUGAUAAGACCUUGGCUAACUCUUUACCCAAUGGCAAGAGGAAAAGAGGACUCAAUGACAACCGAAAAGGACUAGACCAAAAUAUUGUGGGUGCAAUAAAAGUCUUCACAGAAAAAUAUUGCACUGCUAAUCAUGUGGAUAAACUUCCUGGCCCCAGAGACUGGGUACAGAUUCUACAGGAUCAAAUUAAACUGGCAAGAAGACGGUUAAAAAGAGGCUCAGGUAGCAUUCUUGAGAUCUCAACAGAUAAGCUGGUCGACUCAAAACCAGAUUUUUCUGCUUAAAUUUUACUUUCCGCAUCAGUGUUUCAUUAGCAGAUAUAAACAUCCUUCAGUUUGAAUGACAUUCCUGCAAGAUCUGUGUAAGCAUUUCAGCAUACUUCAAGGUGGGGGGUGUUCCGUGCAGUUUUCCCUUCAAGUUUGAGUUGUUUCACCUAUUUUUAAUGAAACAUGGGAUAAUAAAGCCACUAAAUUGUUUCAAGAUUUUCCAUCAUAAUUAGAGAUGAUUUUUUUUCAAUAUCCAGUACAUUGUCUAAUUAGUGUGGUAUCCACUGCAACUGAAUAAAUUCCUUUGCCUUUGUUUUUCUUCCUGAUGGUAUUUUCCCACAUGACUGUAUGCAUGCUAACUCUAUUUCAUCUUCAAGUAUGCAGAAGUAAAAGAAACAGUUCAGGGAGUGGUGGUGGACUCUCCCCCUUUCAUGGGCCCAGGAAGCUAAUAAGAAUGUUUGGUUAGGGGAAUUGGUUAGUCCUCUCUUGUUCGGAAGACUCACUUUUCCUUUUUGCUCACCAUUGGACUAUGUUUGAAGAGAGAUGGUACAAACUGCCUGUCCUACACUGUCUAAAUAACAAGGCACACACUGUAUUUGGCCAUAGAGCAGGGUACAUGCUGAUAAUGUCUGUGUCCCAGUGGAUGGCUUACAGAAUGUAUUUGUGAAAUGAGUUGGCGUUCCCAGCCAGUUUCUGGUGCAGUGGUUCUCCAGCAUUUUCACUCCAUAAAAUCAUCCUGCUCCACCUCCUCUCCAGCCUCUCAGAAUCUCCCACUGCCUGGUUCUCAAAACAUUUUAUUUUGUAGACCAUCAGGGAGAGGGUUCAUGGAUCUUUGCUGAUCCACACACCACGGUUUGAAAACCACUGUCCUUGCAGACCUAUAUGGAUCUAUGGACAUAGGUCCACCUAUACAAACCACUGUCAUUACUGGCACUCUGUUGACAGUCUCAGCAGUUAGGAUGAGUGAAUUGACCAAGAGAUUGAACUACCCUCUCACCUUAUAAGUGGUCCCUUCAGAUCAGGACUGAGGCUUACUGAUGUGGCAAGGUGGGGAAAGUUGCACUGCUGCUUCUUAUGCAACAUCUUCUGCUGCCCUCUGCACCUUUAACUCUGCACCUUCACCAGCACUAAAUUCACUUUAAAAAAAAAAAAAUAGAGAGAAAAAAUAUAGAAAGUAUCUUAUCCCACAGAUAUAUUGAUCACCAGCCAGUUAACUAAUAGUGUGUGUUUCUUGGCAUGCCACAGCGUGCAGUAGCCUUUGCCAUCAUGUUUCAUUUUCCUUUGUGUAUUUUCAGCCGAUCACGAUGCUUUCUCCUUGAAACCAUUUGGUCUUUUUUAUCGAGUGUUUUAACAGAAGUGCUAUUACAGAGAGUGGGCCUGUUUUCAAAAUAUUUAAAGUUUUUUGCUGCUUUUCACAAAUAUUUGUCAUGAUCAUUAACUAGCAUAAAGACCGGCGGCCUGAUUUGUCACAACUGCUGAAUGGCUGCAGAUAACACUGAAGCCAACAGGAGCUCCUGAUUCUCAGCACCAUUGAAAAUCAGGCUUUUGAUCUUUCCCCUCCUGUUUAAAAAUAACAUGUACUAUUAAAAGUGGUGAUGUUCUCUUUAAAACUGUGGACUAUAUCGAAUGUACACUGCAGGCCUUAAAGAGCAUUUCCUUCAAAGGCUGAUGUGACUGCUUCCCCCAUGGUCUGGAUUUCUGAGCAGGGCUGUGGCAAUCUACAGCCUGUGCAGCAAAUCUGCCAGGUACAUCACAACUCUUAACUGAUGGAAUCAACGUUUUGUAAAUUUUUAAAAAUUACAUUUUGUGUUUACUUACUGUGACUACUGUUCAGACUUCCUUCAGCAAUUUUUUUAUAGGGUUUAUUAGAAAAAUCAUUCCAUGUUUAGGUAAAGCAUCUCAAUCUUCUGUAUAUAUGUUUUAUUAAUAUGUAAAUAUUUAGAUAUUUUUUAAUUACUGUGUUCUUAAUAAAACAACAAGGGGCUAGUUGUGAAGUGGUGUAUAACGUUGUGUUGUGUUACCAAUCUCUGGGAAAACCCUCUUUGUCAGUUCAGAAAAGAAAAACCCACAAUAAAUUACUUUAAUUGAA
This is a messenger RNA of Chelonoidis abingdonii (Abingdon island giant tortoise), 3618 nucleotides long. RefSeq names its product BEN domain containing 7 (gene BEND7). Gene Ontology annotation, molecular function: DNA binding. Lineage: Eukaryota; Metazoa; Chordata; Testudines; Testudinidae. The record is from RefSeq and is a predicted model, not a curated record.